Messenger RNA from Lates calcarifer (barramundi perch), 1623 nucleotides. RefSeq names its product E3 ubiquitin-protein ligase znrf1-like. Lineage: Eukaryota; Metazoa; Chordata; Actinopteri; Centropomidae. The coding region runs from base 738 to 1211 and encodes 157 amino acids. The record is from RefSeq and is a predicted model, not a curated record. The transcript has a single exon.
UGAGCGUCUCCAUUGUCUGGCCAGUAGCAGCAGCACCAGCAGCGGCGACGGCGGAGCGGAGGGGAGCGGAGCGCAGCGCCGUUGUGAGCGCAGGGGAGCUGCAUCACCGUGACCCCAAUCUCUGGGUAAAAGGGACCGCUGAUCGUAGACCACCGGACCCAACAGACAGAGCGGACGGCGACGUCAUAUAUAUAUAUAUUUUUCCAUCGACAGACCGUCAGUGUUUGGCGGUCAGACAGGUAGCAACAGUUGUCACGAUGUCUGAGAUCAGAUGAGGCCAGAGCGGCGGAGAGUACAUAGUGGCGCUGUUGUGAUUCGGGCCGGGUGGGUUAAACGCUUUGCUGCCGCGUCCCGCCUGCAAUGAUACAGCCGUCUUAAUCACCUCGGACGGCGAAGGGAGUGUUGUGUACAUCUGUUUGUCAUUCUGGGCUUUCGCCGUCGGUCUGCUCGUCAGCCAUCCCCGGUUGUGUCGAGAUUUUGUCUGCUGGUGAGGUGAAUCCAGACGUCAGGGGUGGCUCAUGUUCGGCUCAGCAGGGAAACGGGCUGUUGCGUCUGCAGAGAGUCAGAGCUGACGAGCCUGCUGAGACACACGGGCAGACAGACAGGAAGGCCGAGAGACAGACAGGAGCGAGGGGAGGGGGCGACAGCCUGUUUCGGCUCUCUCGACCCUUUGCGGAUCGAGCCGAGCCCCCUCCUGUUUCCACCCAGAACCCCCACCCAUUUGUCUCCCGCUUUGGAUGGGGGGAAAGCAGAGCACGGCGGGGCGGCCCCGGGGUGCUUUUCCCGGUGUCUCUACGGAUGACAGCGCUGUGCCACCCUCGGCCCACUUCGGCCACUACCGGCCGAGCGGCACCAUGGGCCUGCGAAGCCGUUCAGUGAGCUCUGUUGCCGGGAUGGGCAUCGAUCACAGUCCCGCCGUGCCCUUCGGCUUCUACACCCCUAGAGGGACGGACUCGGAUCGAGCUGGAGGGGGGUCAGGGGGUACUACAGCCGCCCCCCACGGUACCGGUUACCAGGACACUGGGGGCGGAGGGCAUCACACGGACGGGGUGCUCUAUCUGGGGUCCCGGGGGUCGCUGGCUGACGCCUUGCCCUUGCACAUCGCACCCCGCUGGUUCAGCGCGCACAGCGGUAAGGGCGGUCUACUUUGCGCGCGCACACACACACACACACACACACACACACGCAUUUGGGUGACGCUGAAGGAUUAAUCAUCAGAGAAAACCACAUAAAAAUGUAUUCCCACGGACGUCAGCUCCUACCAAGAGAUACCUACAAUCACGCACACCUUGUUUACCUGUAGGUCGGAAUGACACCAAUGCGGUGCCAUUAAAUUUCACUGCUAUGAAGGGACGUUUAGAAAGAAACAGACAGCUAGAAAACAGGAAAAGGCAGUUGACCUGUAUGUAAAACAAUAUGUUACCCUCAGGUUCUUACCCUGUGUUGGCUGAGGUGGGUAAAAUGCACAGUAACGGCAGAAAAAGAGGGGCCGUGGGCAGAUGUCAGCUUCUCCACAUUUAAUACUUGCCAUUUUUCUGUAAGAAAAUGUCUGACUCUAUUCUACAUCAUCAGUUAGUGAAUGCAACGUUACAGGGUGUGCUUCGUCUUGACUGUCCCCGCUGC